Dendroctonus ponderosae (mountain pine beetle) is the source of this 1237-nucleotide messenger RNA. RefSeq names its product pancreatic lipase-related protein 2. The transcript has 5 exons. Gene Ontology annotation, molecular function: lipase activity. The record is from RefSeq and is a predicted model, not a curated record. NCBI's taxonomy places the organism in Eukaryota, Metazoa, Arthropoda, Insecta, Coleoptera, Curculionidae. Gene Ontology annotation, biological process: lipid metabolic process. The coding region runs from base 146 to 1177 and encodes 343 amino acids.
UAUAUAGAAUUGUUUAAAACGUUUCAAUCUUAUCACUCCUUCAUUCACUUAUGAUGAAAUGGUAUAGAUAAUUGUUAUAAAUAGUGUAUCUCAAGUGUGAAGUAUCUAGUAUAGGCUUUGUUUGGUACCCAUCGCAGAGCUCGAGAUGAAGACACUUGUGGUCUUAGCAGCGGUUAUUGCCGUUGCCUUUGCUAAAUCAGUUGCUCUAUUGAGUGAAUCAGAGGUAACUAGCGAACUAGUGAACAAUACGAAAUAUCUCGUGUGGAAAACCGAUGAAGGACUUUUUGAAGUUGAGGACCUAGAAGAUGUUGAGUCGGCUGUAAUUACUCUAACCGCCACCGAAGACGAUAUUUCCUUUUACAUCUAUACCCCAGAAAAUCGCCUGAAUGGUGUGCAAAUUACCGAAAGUCAAUUAAAAGAUAUUGAAACACUAACUGGUUUUGACGUGAACAGACCAACAUUGGUUGUAAUUCAUGGUUGGAGAAAUUACUAUGAAUCUCCAGUGAAUGACAAGAUUAAGAAUGCUGCCCUGGUCAGCAACAAUGUCAACGUCAUCGUAGCUGAUUGGAGCCCUAUUGCAAGCAGAAACUACAUAAGUGCACAAGGUUCUGUCUUGGCUGUGGGAAACUACAUUGGGGACUUUUUGCUGAAACUAGAUGAUGAGCUCAACCACAAAAUCAAACAUAUUACUGUGGUGGGACACUCUCUUGGAGCGCAUAUUGCAGGUAACGUGGGAGCUAGAACUCAUGGUUUAAUUGAGAACAUUAUUGGUUUGGAUCCUGCCGGGCCUCUGUUCAGUAGCAGCAAUAUUAACAAUCGCUUGGACCCCACUGAUGGUCAAUAUGUCCAUGUUAUUCACACCAAUGAUAGAGUUCUCGGCUUCGGAAUUAAGAUGGGAGAUGCUGAUUAUUAUCCAAAUGGAGGCAGCUCUCAACCUGGAUGUGGUAUUGACCUGGCUGGCAGCUGCGCUCACAGCAGAGCUUACGUAUAUUUUGCUGAAAGUUUGAACAGCAAUAAAUUUAUUGCCAAGCAAUGCGACACUUACUCAAACUUUGACCGAAAUCGCUGCGAAAACAACGUCUCCAGUCGCCAAGGAGGAUAUCCUGUUGAACGUGCAUCCAGCGAUGGAAAGUACUUCCUCAAAACCAACAGAGCUUCCCCCUUCGCGUUAGGAUGAAAACCGAAAAUAUGUGACUAAUUCUAGAUUUUUGUUAAUAGAGAGUUCGUUGUUUGAAAA